AUGAGAGUAGAGGGCAUCGACAUGCACACCAGUGCAGUGGACAGAAAGUGUCAACAACUGGAAGUAGACAUUAGCGACCUGCGUAAAGAGCAGAUGUCUCUGAAUGUCUUACUUGAGCAGAGUGAAAGGAGUAGUAAGGAGCUGAGGACAAUGAUGGAGGUCACGCAGAGAGGGCGCAAAUGUGAUGAGGUGACAGAUAGACAGAAAUUGCAGACCAAACUGAACCAGGUCAACAGCAUUCUAAGGACUGAACAGGCCUCUCGGGAGGAAAAGCCAUUCUGGAUGGAACAGAGGAUCUCAGAGCUGGAGAAAGAAGUGGUCCGGAGACAAUCCAGCGAACAGGAAUGCCUCAGCCGCCUGAAUUUCACUAAUACAGAACUGGAAAAGUACAAGAUCAAGUACUCUGAAGAGCGACACAAGCGCUUGUGGUUGUAA
Molecule: messenger RNA, 435 nt
Organism: Knipowitschia caucasica
Lineage: Eukaryota; Metazoa; Chordata; Actinopteri; Gobiiformes; Gobiidae
Source: the annotation of a GenBank genome assembly